This is a messenger RNA of Recurvomyces mirabilis, 1359 nucleotides long. RefSeq lists its product as uncharacterized. The coding region runs from base 1 to 1359 and encodes 452 amino acids. Gene Ontology annotation, biological process: macroautophagy. NCBI's taxonomy places the organism in Eukaryota, Fungi, Ascomycota, Dothideomycetes, Mycosphaerellales, Teratosphaeriaceae. Gene Ontology annotation, cellular component: fungal-type vacuole membrane. The record is from RefSeq and is a predicted model, not a curated record. The transcript is spliced from 2 exons.
AUGUCAGAAGAAGCAGUUUAUAAACUGAGUAGUACCGCCUGCGUCCCUACUCCUGCGGCUCAUCUGUCUUUCCCUCCAAGCAACAAGGACGCGACUCAAAAACCCGUGCACGUUUCGACCCUUUACUACCAUACAGUCAUCUUCAUAAUGCAGAUCAAGCACAUUGUUCCAGCCGCAUUGGCUGCUUUCGCGGUCCAGGCACAGAACAGCACCAUGAACCUCACUGCACUCAUUGGCUCCAACAGUAACCUCACAGGCCUUGCUGGACUCCUCCAGCAGUACCCUCAGGCGGCCGCCGGUUUGGCAAAUGCCACUAAUGUCACUUUGUUCGCUCCCAGCAAUGAUGCUAUCAGCGCUGCAACAGCUGUACUCGGCUCCUCCAACGGCAACACCCAGGCCUUGGUCCAGGCUCUCCUCAGCUACCACGUUCUGCAAGGUGUCUACCACGCAAGCAACAUCACUGCUACGCCUGCGUUCCCACACACGACCUUGAACAACACUGCAUACAGCAAUGUUACCGGUGGUCAAGUGGUUGAGUGCCGAUUGGUUGGCAACACGACCGUUGAGAUCAUUUCUGGUUUGAAGACCAUUGCCAAUGUGACUCAAGCCAACCUGAAUUUCACCGGGGGUGUUGUCCACGUGAUCGACAGCCUGUUGCAGAUUCCAGGCAACUUCUCCUCCGUGGCAGUCAACGCCAACCUGACCGCCUUGCUCGGCGCUACCACGGCAACCAACCUUACCUCAGUGUUGGACUCCGCCAAAGACAUUACCAUCUUCGCUCCAUCGAACAGCGCUUUCCAGGGUAUUGGCUCGGCCACCAGCAACUUGACCGCUGCGCAGGCCGCCCAGAUCCUGGAAUACCACGUUAUCAAUAACACCAUUGCCUACAGCAGCAGCCUCGCAAACGCGACCAUUCCCACUCUUAACGGUGGCAAUGUCACUAUCACAAUCGAGAACGGCACCGUCUUCGUCAACGGCGCCCGUGUCAUCAACCCAGAUAUCCUCAUCUCCGGCGGUGUCAUGCACGUCAUCGACUCGGUCCUCAACCCCAACAACACCGCUGCCAGGGGUAAUGCAAGCGAGUCCGCCGCCGCUACUCAGUUCUCUGGUGCCUCUUCCGGCACUGUCGUCCCAUACACCAGCGGUGUGCCAACGCCAACGACCACAAUUGCCGUCCUCGUCACAAGCUCGACCAAUGUCGCCUCAGGCUACACCAGCCAAGCCCCCGCCGGUGGUGUCAGCUCGGCUGCGGUCGGUGGCGCAAGCUCUUCUAGCAAGGCCGGCGCCGCUGCCGUGCAGACCGGUGCUGUUGGUGCUGCUGCGCUUUUCGGUGGCGCUGCUCUCUUGGCCAACUUCUAA